GGGCAGAACACAGAAGGAAUAUUCCCAUCACCAGCUGCCAGUCUAGUUGAGAAGCCAUAUGUCUGCAGGCUGAGGCAGCAUGCCACAUCUCAACAGCACCAUCUUCAGGCCUUCGGUGCUGACUCUGACUGGAAUUCCUGGUUUGGAGUCUGUGCAGUUCUGGAUUGGGAUUCCUUUCUGUAUCAUGUACAUCAUCGCACUUUUAGGGAAUUCUCUGCUUCUAGUUGUCAUCAAAGUUGAACGAAGCCUCCAUGAACCCAUGUACCUCUUCCUAGCAAUGCUUGGAGCAACAGACAUUGCUCUCAGUACUUGCAUCUUACCAAAAAUGCUAGGAAUAUUCUGGUUUCACCUUCCAACUAUAUACUUUGAUGCCUGCCUCUUGCAGAUGUGGCUGAUUCACACAUUCCAAUGUAUUGAAUCAGGCAUCUUGUUUGCCAUGGCAAUGGACCGCUAUGUGGCAAUCUGUGAUCCUCUAAGACAUGCAUCCAUCUUUACCCAGCGGCUCCUCACUCAGAUAGGAGUAGGAGUCACACUCAGAGCAGCCCUGCUUGUAGCUCCAUGUCUCAUUCUCAUCAAAUGCAGGCUGAAAUUCUACUGGACCACUGUUGUUUCCCAUUCAUACUGUGAGCACAUGGCCAUUGUGAAGCUGGCAGCAGAAGAUGUUCAUGUCAACAAGAUCUACGGUCUGUUUGUGGCCUUCAGUAUACUUGGACUGGAUAUUAUUUUCAUCACACUCUCCUACAUUAGAAUAUUUAUAGCUGUCUUCAAGCUCCCUCAAAAGGAAGCAAGACUCAAAGCCUUUAACACUUGUGUCGCCCACAUUUGUGUCUUUUUAGAGUUUUAUCUUCUGGCCUUCUUCUCCUUCUUUACACAUCGGUUUGGCUUUCACAUUCCAUCCUACAUUCACAUUCUCCUGUCCAACCUUUAUCUACUUGUCCCACCUUUGCUCAAUCCUAUUGUUUAUGGUGUGAAAACCAAACAGAUUCGAGAUCAAGUGUCUAAAAUUUUGUAUUGUAAUUAUUCUUUUUGAUUUUUCAUUUAUUUACUUUUGUUUCAAAUAGCAAAUCUCACUU
Messenger RNA from Arvicanthis niloticus (Nile rat), 1073 nucleotides. RefSeq names its product olfactory receptor 52A5-like. Gene Ontology annotation, cellular component: plasma membrane. NCBI's taxonomy places the organism in Eukaryota, Metazoa, Chordata, Mammalia, Rodentia, Muridae. Gene Ontology annotation, biological process: G protein-coupled receptor signaling pathway. Gene Ontology annotation, molecular function: olfactory receptor activity; G protein-coupled receptor activity. The record is from RefSeq and is a predicted model, not a curated record.